UAGUUCACUCAGUCGAAUAGAAGUAAACAUUGAUUGUAGAAAAAGAACAAUAUUUGCAGCGCAGUCAACCCUCAGUUUUUGUGUCGAUGUGAAGAUCUUGGCUUACAAUGAUGGUGUCAGGUGUUUGAAACUAUUGGAUUUUGUUCUGAUUGCCGAAAUCGUAUCCCAGAUUUGUUUUAUAUCAAGGUGGUAGAUGAAAAGAGGCGGCACCAAUGCAGAUCACAGUGAAAUCAAUCGUCGACGGAGACGUAAGGAGUGUGAUCAUUGAGUUCGAUCGAGGGGACAUGGUACGGAGUCUCAUCGUUGCAUUCUGCAUCAGGAUUGAUAUUCCAGCCCCCGAAAGUAUCCAAAUGAAGAACGAUAGCGGAGUAAUACUUAACAAAGACAGCACCCUGGCUGAGGCAGGAGUCCACAAUGGGGACACACUAUACAUUCUACAGACUGACUCUAAUGCUGAUGGUGACCACCAUCAUGUCAGAGUCAAACCUGCCCAGGACAAAGAAGGGGCUUGCUCGGCUGUUCUUCUUGCAGUUGGAUUUGUUCUUGUAACUGGAUCGAUAUUGGGCAUCAUUGUCUUGGUGAUGAAGUUCACUAGUGAGAUCUGCACCAAUCAAGGGUAUGGGGCUGUUUUUGAUGCAGGUUCAUCACAUACUAAUAUGACUGUGUACAGCUGGCCUAAUGAUACAAGAGUUGAUGAGACUGGCUUUGUGACACAAAAGGCAACCUGCAGGGCACUAGGUGGAGGCAUCUCUAGUUAUACCGAUACACCUCAAGCUGCUGGUGAUUCACUUAGGAGCUGUCUUGAUGCUGUGAAAGACGUCAUAUCAGAGCAGUAUUAUGAGUACACCUCAUUGUAUCUUGGUGCAACUGCCGGGAUGAGAUUGUUAAGGGAGACUCAACAGGCUACUAGUGACUCCAUUAUGACCUCAGUGCAGACAACUAUGGCUUCAUACCCCUACAACUUCACUGCAAAUCAGGCUACUAUUAUCAGCGGGUCGGAGGAGGGGACGUAUGGAUGGGUCUCAACAAACUUCCUGGCUGGAACACUCAAUAGCCCCUCACUUUUCGGAAGUUUGGCAGCGACCUUCUUCACGAACCCACUACCCACAUACGGAGCUCUAGACUUAGGUGGGGCAUCGACUCAAAUCACCUUUAUUCCCGAAGACAUAUCUUCAAUGCCUGAGAACUACACGGCCCAUCUGAGGUUGUAUGGCGUGGAUUACACACUCUACACACAUAGCUAUCUUUGCUACGGGAUCAAUGAAGCAUUACGCAGAUUCAAAGCGUAUUUGGUUAAGGAUGGGGGGUACAAGGAAUUAACCAUCAACCCCUGCGCUCCUGAGGGUUAUUCUGAGGUGAUUGACGACGAGUAUCUAUGGAAAGCCCCUUGUAGCAAAGGUCCACAAGCGUUAGCUGGCUGGGGUACAGAGGUCAUGCCCCCUCACGACACUGACACCCCAUCCACCUAUAACUUCACUGGUACGAGCGAUGCAGCUGCCUGCGCCGCUGCUGUGGAGAGUUUGAUUGAUGUCAACGCAAGUUGUAGCCAUCCACCCUGCUCUUUCAACGGGGUCUACCAGCCAAAACCAAAUGGGAAGUUCAUGGCAUUUAGUACUUUUGAAAAGAUCAUUGUGGGUCUGGGAUUACCCAGAAACGCAACCAUUGAAGAGAUUCAGAACAAGACUCAGUCCUUCUGUGCAGAAACUUAUGAUCAGGUUAAAAAUUUGCCUGGUGACCCACAUCUUCUAGUACUUUACUGCUUUGAAAUCAACUACCUCUCCACGCUAUUAUUCAAAGGAUAUGGGUUUGAUCCUCAAACAUGGAAAGUUACCUUCACUGACGAGGUCAAAGGUCAAGAGUUAGGCUGGUCCCUUGGUUUCAUGAUCAACGCAUCUAACCUAAUUCCCACAGAGGCUUCAUGCUCUAAGUUCUCAGUGUCUGGGUUCUACAUCGGGAUACCAGUCGUUGCAGUCUGUUUCUUGGUGGGAGUGAUUUUACUGGUUGCAGCUGUAUACCGAUAUACUUGGCGUAAAAGGAAAAUCCCUUACGAAGAAUUGGGCACCCCCAACGACUCAAAUAAAUAUGGAUCCGUUUGAUGGCUCUACGGUUCAUCGAUCAUAAAGUAGGCAAACCAAAGUGAACAAAAUUGGCGCCACUUCAGCAAGUAACUGUUUUGUUACCUCAUUGGUAGCAAUGGUCAUUGUCUGCACUGGUUAUUGUUGAUUCUAAAGAGUUGCUUACUGAAAUGGCGUCCGGAGCCGGAGUUUCCCAUUUUGAGCCCUAAGCACUCUGUAAUCUUUGGUUAGCACAUAGCUAGUCGCUUAACAACCAAAAAGGUCCAGUAUUUUGUCUAUACACAUCCCUUAAGUUUUACAAAUGUACAUACAAGCUUUGAAGAUUAGAUUUCAUUAGGGUGGUCUUGUAUACAUUUGGUUGUUCCAUAUAUGAGAAUUAUGUUCAACUCUUUCGACUUCAGCUGCAAUUUUCUGAUCUAAGCAAUAUUAUGAUGGAUGAUUUUAAAUAAUUUUUUUAACUGAGAGUGAAAUUAAUGCAUAUUUCUGGUAACGGAAAAUACAUAAAAUGAGAGAGAAACAGGUUUGAAUGAUGCAGAAGAUGCAGUAUUAAUAGCAAUUCUUAUCUAGCGUGUUAUAUUCAACUAUGAAAGCUGCAAAAUGCUUAUAGUAAACUAAACAUAAUCCUUUGAGAUUUCUCUUCAUUGAUAUGAUUUUUCUUUAAAAAAAUAACUUUUAACAGUUAAGUGAAUUGCCAUGAAAUGAUUCCUGUUGAUUGGCAGUGUAAUCAAUAGUAAUAGUUUUAACGGUAAAAAGAGUCUUUUAUAGCGCAUGAACAAAGAGAGAGACUUUUUAAGAAAGGUUUAUGA
Molecule: messenger RNA, 2881 nt
Organism: Asterias rubens (European starfish)
Lineage: Eukaryota; Metazoa; Echinodermata; Asteroidea; Forcipulatida; Asteriidae
Product: ectonucleoside triphosphate diphosphohydrolase 8-like
Exons: 12
Coding region: 213-2096 (627 amino acids)
Biological process (GO): nucleoside diphosphate catabolic process
Cellular component (GO): plasma membrane
Molecular function (GO): protein binding; UDP phosphatase activity; GDP phosphatase activity
Source: RefSeq, a predicted model, not a curated record